This is a messenger RNA of Cyclospora cayetanensis, 1353 nucleotides long. RefSeq lists its product as uncharacterized. Lineage: Eukaryota; Apicomplexa; Conoidasida; Eucoccidiorida; Eimeriidae. The record is from RefSeq and is a predicted model, not a curated record. The coding region runs from base 1 to 1353 and encodes 450 amino acids. The transcript is spliced from 2 exons.
AUGGCGUCCCCCUUCGGCCAUAAUGGGCCGGACCAUCAUGCUGCCAACGUCCUAUGCCAUGAGCUAGAAUAUUCUCGCAGCUUUUCUCUGACAGAACAAGCUGAAAAAACUUUCGGUGCAUCAUCAGGUGUCGCUCCGUUCGAGUAUCAAGCCAAGGAGCACUUGAUGCGUUUUUCUGUCGGUGGAACGGCCGUUGCAGGUGUGCUUGGUAACUCACCAGGGAACUCUCCUCUGGCCGUAGUCACCAGGGAAGCCUCUCACCUAGCACAUAAUCCUCUAGCGAGUCGUCAGCUCGAAAUGGAAAGCGACUGUGGCGCCGUAAGCCCUAGAGGGAUACCCGACCAUGCCUCAGAAGAUCACUAUUCAAAUCUUUCCCCUCAACAGAGGAAUACGCAGGGCCAAUUCAGGCAAUUCGUAUCGAUUGAUAUCAGCGAGGGGCCGCCCAAACGGGAGGAUCAGCAAGAAAAGCGGCAGGAGGCAGAACCCGAUACUGCGUUUCGGCUUCAUAACGCGCGCGCGCACAAGUGGUGGCAAAAAUCAGCCGAUGCAGGACAGGAAGCGUCGCAAAUUGCUGAGGAUGCUUUCGCAAGAGUUAAAUGCUGGAGAGAGAUCUUUUCAGCGCUCACUGGCAUGCAUGGUGUGUAUGUGCUUGCGAACUUUGCUUUUGAAAAUCCCGCUGGCGGACUGUGCUCGCUUUUUUGCUUCUUUUGUUCGGCAUUUGCUCAAUUCGACCGAAGAGCUCCUUCUUACUUUUUAACAGCCCUAUUGUCGUUCUGCUUUGGGAUUGUUGUCGCCGUUUCUCGGUCCACGGCCGUACGCGGUUUCGAAGCCUUUGCCCAAAAUGCGAUCCUCCGAAGGAUAUGCGUGACACAAGUCUCUCUGCUGUUUCUUGCGGCUGCUGUUGCCAGUAUGCUGGGCCUGAGGAUCAUGCAGCUCCACAGGUUCCUACGCGAGCCAGGCGUGCUUAUUCCGCUGCAGUGCCGCGAAUCUGAGGCAGCCGCAGGAAUGGGGGGUCCAGGAAACACAAGCGAGGUGAAGACACUUGACGCGAAAAAGCAUGUUAGGGACGACUACCAAGAACAGAAAGAUGCCAUGGGAUAUGGCAACCCAAUCGGGCACACCGGCACCCACACCAGCGCAUCUCAACGCCCCUCCUUUCAUCAUGCACUGGCCACUACAUUAAAUCAGAAAGGGCACUGGGGAAGGAGGGGCAGCGGUGUUUCCGGAGAGCUUCCUCUUUCAGCUGGGGCUGAUCGAAACGGCAGAUUCGUAUUAACGGCGAUGCUCGAUAUACCGGUUCGUUGCGGUCUGGCAGCAACUCCAGACACGGUGAUCCAUGUUGCAGGAAAGUAA